Molecule: messenger RNA, 1017 nt
Organism: Guillardia theta CCMP2712
Lineage: Eukaryota; Cryptophyceae; Pyrenomonadales; Geminigeraceae
Exons: 5
Coding region: 1-1017 (338 amino acids)
Source: RefSeq, a predicted model, not a curated record
AUGAACCUUCAAGCUAUCCUCCUUGUCUUCUGCAUGUCUGCCGGCGGCAUCUUUGGUAUUUCUGUGAGCGACUGGAAGACAGCAUCUCCUGACAUGAUGGGGGAAGUGCAACAAGUAGCGAAGUAUGCGGUGGACUACAUGAACAUCAAGAACAUUUUCUGCACGUCGGUGAUCUUGAACAAGAUUGCGAUGGCCUCAUACUUGUCAACAAGCCCUGCGGACAAGCAAUGUUUUUACCUCCUCUUGGACAUCGCAAUGGCCGAUCAGUCCAAGACUCAACCCGUGCAGAUCUGCAAGAAACCGCAGCUUCCCUGGUCGAUCCUCCUCCAGACCUCUUCGAAGAACAUCAAGUCCUCCUCCCCCGAGAUGAUCACGACUGUUGGAGACUCCUGGUCUCAGCUCAGCCUCGAUGCUCCCGUGCUGCUGGAGGGGACGAACGCAACGGACAAGCUGCUGAGAUCCUACGCCCUGAAGCCGACGACAGAGGAGAGCUACGUGCUGAACCAGCUGCUGCAUGCAGAGACGAGGGUGCGGAACAUCGGGCAAGAGAUUUCGACCCUCAGCGACCUGCAAACAAGCAGUCAGACCCUCCUCCAGCAGGCCUCCGACCAAAUCUUGAAGCUACAAGCAGUCCUGGUCCAGAAGCUGAGCUUCAAGAAGUCUGCGCUGGAGAGCGGAAAUUCCGUGGACUCUGCCUUAAUCUCCGGGAUCAACUCAGACAUCUCCGCCUUGCAGAACAGCAUCGGCGCGGCCGAACAGCAGCAGAAGCUGAGCCAGCAGAAGAUCACUGAAACCCAGCAAGGAAUCCAGCAGCUGGUCGAGCAGGAUGCCAAGGCGCAGGCUCAGGUCUUGUCAAGCGGCCUGCAGAAGAACUCGCUGACGUACCUGUAUCUCAUCCUAGACUACAAGAAAGUUGUCAACUCCGUCGAGACGAAUGUCCGGGCAAAUGCGCUGGUGUACAAGGACGUCGAUGGGGUCUGGAAGAUGAUCGACUAUCAGACAAGCUCGUGCAACUAG